AUGGACCGAGAUGAAGACGAUCAAACGCGGCUGAGGAAGAGACCUCGCAAGUCUCGCAGCCGAGGGUUGCGUACGAGAACUGGCUGUUUGACGUGUCGCAAGCGGCACAAGAAAUGCGAUGAGAGGCGUCCAGUCUGCGGACCCUGUACGAUCAGAUCUCGCGACUGUGUCUACCCCGAAACGCAGUCUUCAUUGACAAGCAUUGAUGAGUCCGAAACACAAUCAGGGGACCAGUUAUUCCUCGGUGAUCAGGACUCUCCAGCAGCACUUGAUCCAGACUCACACAGCAACCACCUAGCCACUGACACUGGCCCCAAUAUACAGCCGUCCCUGUCCGCAAACGAUGUCUCACUCCUCGGCGUGGCGGCUCAGCCACUACCUACCUCUACCUGGUCACCAGAUUCAGCCUUCUGGACUGCCGACUUUGCUUCGACGCGAUGGCUUGAUCUGCUCGCCAAUGACGCUGCACAAGCAGAUAGCGGUUUCUCACUUGCCCCAACUCCAGCCUUGAGAGAAGGUGAAGAGAGACCUCCAGACAUUGGAAGUCUUCAAGCACGUUUGUCUCAAGUUGCCCAAGUCGAGCCUACUAGCUGGAAAGCUGGGGUGAGUCCGGCAACCUUGUCGCCGCAUGAGGCUGUCUUACUUCGCCACUUCGCAGAGAAGUGUGCUUUAUGGCUGGACCUUUUUCAUCCCCAGAGACUGUUCUCUACGUAUGUCAUUCGAUUGGCGUUGAAAGACCCAGGACUUCUUCAUGCCAUUCUUGCUCUCGCUGCACGUCAUCGCUCCAAGUUACCCUGUCCCAGCAAUCAUCCCGACCAAGGUGUAGCGGAUAACGAGUCGAUUCGGUAUUACUAUGAGACGCUUCACUACGUACAGGAAGCUCUGGGCUACACAAGCUACACCAACUCAGAAGAGCUUCUCGCCACCGCCAUUGUCAUCUCGUCCUAUGAGAUGCUUGACGAAUCAGAUGGGCGGGGAAACUGGCAGAGACACCUAAAGGGCGUCUUCUGGAUACAGAGAUCUCAAGACGUAAACGGAGGUUCUGGUGGUCUUCGCCAGGCUGUUUGGUGGGCUUGGCUCCGUCAGGACAUCUGGGCUGCGUUCAGGGAAAAGAGACCCUGCCUCAGUUUCUGGGUUCCAGUUCAGGACCUCAGUGAGCUUGAUCAGCAUGACUUGGCAGAGAGAGCUAUAUAUCUUCUCUCUCAGGCGGUGAAUUACUAUGCACAUUCCCAUGCUGCCGUAUCCGGCUCGACAACGAAUCGUCUAGCGCCAGUGGACUUGGGUCGUGCGAGAGUUGACAUUUUGAACAAGAUAGAAGAGCUCAAGUCUCACUUCGGCGAGCAAUACCAACCCCUUCCAUCACCCUCCAAAACCACUGACAUCUUCAAAAGAAUUUGGAUACACCCACCAGAAUUUGGGGCUGCGUUGCAGGCACUUGCAUUUGCGCAAAUAUUGAUAGCGCUUCAUAGUCCAAUACCGGCUGGAUUUAAUGGGUAUCUAAGAAUGCAAAAGACACUCACGCAAUCUGUAGACACCAUCUGCGGGAUAGCUAUGGACUUGAAGGAUGAGGCCUGUCAAAUCGUAUCAGCGCAGUGUCUUUACGGGGCGGGUCUUUGUUUGCAAGAAGCUGAUAAGCGUGAAAAAGUUAUUUCUUUGAUGGAGGCUUGUGAGGCUAGAGUUAACUGGGUCCCUAUGAAGAUGUGGAGAGAUGAUUUGAGAACAGAGUGGUCCAAGGCAGAUCUGGAAGGAAGUCAGGACGCCUUCUGA
Molecule: messenger RNA, 1767 nt
Organism: Fusarium oxysporum Fo47
Lineage: Eukaryota; Fungi; Ascomycota; Sordariomycetes; Hypocreales; Nectriaceae
Product: transcription factor domain-containing protein
Exons: 3
Coding region: 1-1767 (588 amino acids)
Biological process (GO): positive regulation of transcription by RNA polymerase II
Cellular component (GO): nucleus
Molecular function (GO): transcription cis-regulatory region binding; DNA-binding transcription factor activity, RNA polymerase II-specific; zinc ion binding
Source: RefSeq, a predicted model, not a curated record